AUGCCUGGCCUGACCUCUGGUGCCAAGCCUCGACCGCAGAUCGUAGUCGGCAUAGAUGUUGGACAGACAUGCUCUGGUGUGGCCUACUCCAUCGGUCCAGAUUGGAGUGAGCCAAAAGUGAUCAAUCGGUGGCCUGGCUACCAUGGCGUUGAGCGAGCUGACAAAGUCGCGACUCGCGUUGGGUACCGCAAGGGAACCAAUGUCGUUAAGAACUGGGGCUUCGAAUCCACAUUCGGAGACGAAAGCAUAGAUCUGCGCGAACAAUUCAAGCUCACUCUGGACGCCGAAUAUGAGGAUGACCGAGGGUUCAGUUGCCAAGACGCAAGGCGAUGGUACCUGGACUACCUUCGUUGUCUGCAUGGCGAGAUCAAGAGAUUCUUCGACGAGCAAGUUCCACGCUGGGAAUCCAUGCACAUUGAGUACAAUUUCAGUGUGCCAACCACGUGGAAGAAUCCGGCGAUGAUUGCCAGCAUGGAAAAGCUCAUCGAGACGGCCGGAUUUGGCGGCACGCCCCGCCAGAGUGUUCGUAUGUCCCUCACGGAAGCUGAAGCAGCAGCCAUUGAAGCUGCCACAACCCAAUACCAGGUUGGCGACAUUUUCCUCAUCUGUGAUGCCGGUGGCGGUACAACAGAUGUCAACCUCUUGAAAGUGAUGUCCACCAAACAGAAAAUUGAGCUCAAUCCUUUGGAUCACGUGGAGGGCGUUCCAAUAGGCUCAACUCUGAUCGAUUUUCGCAUGGCAGAGUACAUUGUUGAACGCCUCAAACUCAUUGAAGAGCACCUGGAAGGAGACCUUUACUGUCUUGCCGAGGAGAUGCUUAGCGGACGAUUCCAGAUCGUGAAGCACUCUUUCCCCAAACCAAUGGUUCCACAUUUCACUCUCGAAGUGAAGGGUCUCGCUGGCUCUCAUGCCUUUGAACAGGCGGGCAUCAAGAACUCAAAGAUGCAUAUUGAUCGAGAAGUUUUGACUGAAAUUUUCGACCAACAGCUCGAACAGAUCUACGGCCUGAUUGACGAUCGCUUCUUAGCGCUCGAGGCUGAGAUGCCUAACGAGCGAGUGUCAUAUGUCAUCAUGUCUGGAGGCCUUGGAAGCUCACAAUAUCUGUUUGAGAAGAUGAAGGAUCGCUACGAGCUGAACAUGGGAUUCAGUUCGAAGACCACGGCCAGAACCAGAAUUAUGAGAGUCCUAGAACCGCAGUUAGCAGUCGUGCGAGGACUUGUCAGAGAACGUACGCAGCAACUUGGUGUUGAUACCAAGAUUGGCCAAGAAGUUUUCACGGCCCGACGGUGUCGAAAUAGCUAUGGUAUCAUAGUCAACGUGCCAUUCGACGAAACCAAACACGCGGGACUCCCGAAGACAUGGAACCCGAACACCAACCGAUUUUACGUUCCAAACUGUAUUGAGUGGUUCAUUAGACAGGGUCAAGCACUUGAUACCACGCUUGGUGCGCGCCAGAACUACUCCAUCACACUUUCUGAAGAGGAGCACAAGAAUCCACGCACGGCUCGGAUCGUCAUGUCCAGUCUAGCAGCCAAAUCGCUCCCCACGAGAUACCCGCAUGCCGGAUGCAAGGAAGUUGCCAGGGUCCAGUAUACCUUGACAGAGAACGACAUGAAGUUGAAGAACCGCCAGAUGUGGAAGCUAAAGAAGAAGUACUGGCGAGCGGAAUUCGCUUUCGUGGUCAACCUUGGACCAGCUGAUCUCAAGUUCCAGAUUAUAGGGACGAAUGGCCUGCUGAGUUCCGACCAUGAUGCCCUUACAAUCGAGUUUAUGGAUCCAUCAGAACAAUUGCCCUCUCCGGCGUCGCCUUCAAACGGACGAAGAUCUAUGCCAACACAAAAAUCGCCCACGGCUAGACAGACUGGCGCACGUUAUGCAUAA
Cercospora beticola is the source of this 1881-nucleotide messenger RNA. RefSeq names its product Hsp70 family protein. NCBI's taxonomy places the organism in Eukaryota, Fungi, Ascomycota, Dothideomycetes, Mycosphaerellales, Mycosphaerellaceae. The record is from RefSeq and is a predicted model, not a curated record.